AUGUUCGGUCGGCUCGUUGUCUACGCGGUGUUGGUGCUCUCGGUGCUGGCAGUGUUGGGUAUAGCCGAGGCCAACACAACGCUUGCUGCCAGCUCCAGCUCACACGACGCCGAGAUUACAACACCGCCUCCAACGACGACAUUGGUGCAUGUGACGACUGCUCCAACGGCGUCAUCGACACCAACAGCCACACCGUUGACACCAACGGCCACGUCAUCGCCACUGCCGCGCACGACAGAGGCUGUCAUCACAGCACCACCCGCAACGACCGCGACACCAACUGCACGAGCGACGCCAGCGCCGACCACCGAAGCAUCGCGGCCAACGGCGCCUGUGUUGACGACAGCAAUACCGUUGCCGGUCCCGACAAAAACACCCGAGUCGACGACGACGACACCGACGAACCCACCGUCGACAACCGCACCGGUGCCCCGCACGGUCGCUACUGUCGCUACGAAUGUAGCUCCAAGCGCCACGCCUCUCGCCCAGACCGAAGCGGUUGCCAUCAUCACGACUGCCGACAUGAUGCACCCUGAUUCCUCGACGUCUUCGUCGACGGCUCCAACGACGAGCUCGCCACCGGCGACCAGCACGGGCAGCAACAACCAAGCGGGAACGACAUCAUCUGCAGCACCAUCAAGUCAGCUUGUUGUGUCUGUCGUUGUCGUCUUGUUUGUGCUCUGCAUCGUCCUUGCCCUCCUCACAGCGAUUUGUAUUUGCCGACGGCGCGCGUCCAAACGAAACGACGACGACGACGAUCUUCGGACGCCGCCGUCGCUGCUCAGCUUCAAGUCGUCGUCGGCGUCAGCAGCACCCACGUGCUUGGCGUCGCAGCUGCCCGUGACAACGCCAAAGAGCCUACAGGACUCGCGUUUCGAGUACGAGCCUUCGUAUACUUUGGAGGCCUAUCGCGGAGGACACGGUGACCCCUUUGACAUCGAGACCGAGUCGUAUGGCACCGACUCCAAGCCCGACUACGCCGAGUUUCUCAUGCUGGAGCAAACGCCGCGGAGCUCCAACCAGUCCGAGACGUUGUACGCAGCGAGCUCGCCCCGCAGCUCGAACGAGUCGAUCUUUCUUCCGACGCAAAACGAGUGGAUAGACGCCAUGGACCGCGACUCGCGGCUCGACGACGACGAGCUCGACGAUGCAAGGAGUACGACCGGCUCGACUGCUCGCCGAAACGACGACGACACUGCAUCGCCCAACGUUGCAAGUAGCUACACGGUCUAGUCAAGACAUUAUUGUCCAUGUAUUUUAUUAGUUUGGCUCA
Messenger RNA from Saprolegnia diclina VS20, 1273 nucleotides. RefSeq lists its product as hypothetical. The coding region runs from base 1 to 1233 and encodes 410 amino acids. The transcript is spliced from 3 exons. NCBI's taxonomy places the organism in Eukaryota, Oomycota, Saprolegniomycetes, Saprolegniales, Saprolegniaceae. The record is from RefSeq and is a predicted model, not a curated record.